Messenger RNA from Papaver somniferum (opium poppy), 1531 nucleotides. Its product is annotated as serine/arginine-rich splicing factor SR45-like. The record is from RefSeq and is a predicted model, not a curated record. Gene Ontology annotation, cellular component: ASAP complex; cytoplasm; nucleoplasm. The coding region runs from base 132 to 1289 and encodes 385 amino acids. Lineage: Eukaryota; Viridiplantae; Streptophyta; Magnoliopsida; Ranunculales; Papaveraceae. Gene Ontology annotation, biological process: mRNA splicing, via spliceosome. The transcript has 12 exons. Gene Ontology annotation, molecular function: RNA binding.
CUUCCGACACUAGACUAGAGUUUGUGCUGCGGAUUUUAUUAGAGCGAAGAAAGAAGAAAAACCGCUACAUCUUCAUAUUCUAGGGUUUUAGGGUUUAAACAAGAUUUUGUGUGUUCGAGAUUUAGACGGUAAUGGCGAAACCUAGUGGAGGUAGAGCUGCUAAGAGAUCUAUCUCUGGUUCUUCUAGUUCUUCAUCACAAUCUCGCUCUUCUUCAGGUUCUCGGUCUCGGUCUCGGUCUCGCUCUCGUUCUAAAUCCACUUCAUCUUUUUCUUCUCGAUCCCGGAGCUCAAGUUCUCGCAGCCGAAGCCCUCCGUCUAGACGAAAAAGUACCACAGGACCAGCAAGACGAGGUCGCUCUCCACCAGCUAAAAGAGAUUCACCACGCCCAAGGAAAAAGUCUCCUGUUCUCGAAUCUGUUGUCCUUCACAUUGAUCAGCUUACAAGGAAUGUAAAUGAAGGCCAUAUGAAAGAAAUAUUUAGUAACUUUGGAGAAGUAGUUAGUGUGGAGUUGACAAUGGAUCGUAGUGUUAAUCUUCCUCGGGGAUUUGGUUAUGUUGAGUUCAAGACGAGAGCCGAAGCAGAGAAGGCGCUUUUUUACAUGGACGGUGCCCAGAUUGAUGGAAGUGUCAUUAAAGCAAAAUUCACUUUGCCUCAACGCCAGAAGGUUUCAUCACCUCAAAAGGCUGUUACAACUGGUCCCAAAAGAGAAGCUUUGGGCAAGGACGAUAUUGGUGCUCCCGUUGAGAAGGAUGGGCAUCAAAGGAAAAAAGAUGCUUCUCCUCUUCAAAAGCCUCUUUCACCAUUGCGAAGAAAAUCCCCUGUAGCUCUUCGAAGAGGUGAAUCACCUCGACCACGAACAGGUUCUCCUCGGCGAGGAGGAAGUCCUCCAAGGAGGAGGCAGCUCUCUCCAGCUAGACGACGUUCUAGGUCCCCAGCUCCUCGACGCCAAAGAUCACCUUUACGGAUGCGUGGAAGUCCUGUGCGAAGACGUUCUCCUUUUCCAAUGAGACGCCGCUCUCCUCCUAGACGACUUCGUAGUCCUUUAAGAAGGUAUCGUAGACAUAGCCGCUCUCCUAUUCGCAGACCUGCACGUUCACACUCAAGAUCCGUCUCUCCUCGCAGGGGUCGAAACCUAGCACAAAGGCGUGGGAGGUCCUCAUCAUCCUCUGAUUCGCCUAGUCCUCGCAAGGGUGCAAGGAAGCUUUCUAGGAGUCGCAGUCCAAGAAGGGGUGGAAGAGGAAGGAGCACCAGCAACAGCAGUUCCCCUUCCCCUAAACCCAAACCAUAAGGAGAUCCAUUUACGAGCUUAGGUAACAAGUUCUCUUUGAGGGAGAACUCUUAAACCUCCAAACAUUAUGUUUUGAGUGUAAUCAAACACUGAAGAGAAACUCCUUUCAUACUCUGUUCUGUAUCCUUAACGAUUACAAUACACCCUUUUUGUAAGGUUUCACUCUUUUACAAGUCACAUUAACUACUACACUGUUAUUAUGACAUUCUCUAAUGUAUAGCCAUUCGAGUAUUAGAACAUAA